GACAAGAAAUCUCCAAUCCCAGCGAGGGUUGGCCUUUCUCUUAUGGGAUGGAAGCCAAAGACACAAGCAGAGUAUGCCCUAGAAUACCUUGAAGUUGACUUUGAAAACGCCAAAAAUGCGGAGUUAACACCAUUUCAAGGGAUUAUAGAGAAAGGAAAGGAUUUUUUCCUUACUGAUGAGAGAGGGAUGUGGAGUAUUUACGAAGAACUGUAUACAAGUUUUAAAGAUAAGAUAAAGUUGAACACAACUGUUACAGGGAUCAAAUAUAACUCCAGUAUGGUUGAGGUGACAACAAGCGAUGGAGAAGUGUAUACCGCUGACUAUGCAUUGUGCACAUUCAGUACUGGUGUACUAGCAAGUGACAUGGUGACAUUCACACCACCCUUGCCAGAAUGGAAGCAAGAGGCAAUAUUAACAAUGCCAAUGGCUGUUUACACCACUAUUUAUGUUAAGUUUCCCACCAAGUUUUGGGACGACAAGGAAAUCAUUUUGUACGCUGGUCCUACACGUCAAAGCAUAGCUGUCUUCCAGGAUCUACAAAGGCCAGGAAUAUAUCCCAAUAACAGUGGUCUGUUGCUGAUCACUGUUACCGGUGACGAAGGCAGAAGGAUUGAGAAACAAUCCUUAGAAGAUACGAAGGCAGAAAUGUUCAAAAUGCUAAAAGGCGUUUAUGGACCAAAUAUCUCAGAGCCAACAGAUAUCUACUCUCCACGUUGGACCCAGAACAAGUUCGUUCGAGGUUGCUACUCUGAAGGUACAGUUGGUAUGACAAGCAAAACGUUUGAAAACCUUGCUAAAAAUCUUGGAAAUCUGUACUUUUCUGGUGAGGCAAAUAACGAGGAAUGGUAUUCCUAUAUGCAGGGUGCUUACUUUACUGGAGAAAACCAAGCGAAAUCAAUUGUCAAAGCAAAUCAUUGUAAGGAAAAGCCUCAGAAUUGUACGGUCAGUGGAACGGACAGUUUCCGCGCAUGUUCACCAGUUGUCUCGACUACUAUCAUGUCGAUUUGGUUACUUCAAAUGUUUAUUGGUUGAUUUAAUAAGAUGUGAACUCGAAAAUAGAAUGAACUUUCACUUUUCCACAGAAGAAUAUACGAGAGUAAAAUGCCGCAGCAUGUAUUUUUUACAAUUUGUAUUUUUGCAACAACAUAUCUACACAAACUUCAUCUAUUUUUGCAGCACCAUAUUUUCAAAAUUUGCACUUUCGUGCUGCAGCAUGAAUUCAUGAUUUGUAUUUCUGCAUCAGGGCAG
Messenger RNA from Exaiptasia diaphana, 1248 nucleotides. Its product is annotated as polyamine oxidase 1. Gene Ontology annotation, molecular function: oxidoreductase activity. The annotation marks the transcript as partial. Lineage: Eukaryota; Metazoa; Cnidaria; Anthozoa; Actiniaria; Aiptasiidae. The transcript is spliced from 4 exons. The record is from RefSeq and is a predicted model, not a curated record.